Molecule: messenger RNA, 774 nt
Organism: Dioszegia hungarica
Lineage: Eukaryota; Fungi; Basidiomycota; Tremellomycetes; Tremellales; Bulleribasidiaceae
Exons: 6
Coding region: 1-774 (257 amino acids)
Molecular function (GO): Hsp90 protein binding
Source: RefSeq, a predicted model, not a curated record
AUGUCAACAGCAGAACCCCACUCACAUCCCCACCCCCACCCACAACAGCCGGGACCACCGCCCUCCAUCCCAGCCAACCCCGCGCUGACAGCCCUCCUUGAUUCCCUCCCCUCAACCCAGCUCCCUUUCGCUGUCGCCGAGGUCCCCAUCCCUGGCUCGAACCCUCCUCAGACCCAGCAAAUCGUGAUAUGUCCGGCGCAUCAAAAGGUCGUUUGUCCCGAAUGCGGCGUGGACUAUAAUGCCCUGAACUUCAUGCAGCAGUUCAUGCGCGCCGCGCCGACAGAUGCGAUUCCUCCACCGCCAAAUAUGGCGCCUCCACCGCAGAGGGCGGAGAUGAUCAAGAAUGCAAAGGAGCAGGGGAAUCUGGAGGAUCUGGCGGGUCUCAGGCUGUCUGGAGGAGCCGCGUUCAAAGCACAACAGUUCCCACAAGCAAUCAACAUGUACUCGCGAUCAGCAGAUAUGGCUCUCUCCCGGCCGCCAUGGGAGCCAGCGGCGGUGGGCAAGGAGGAAACGGCGAUUGCGCUGUGUAAUCGGAGUGCGGCAUUUGCAUUUGCGGGAGCAUGGGCGAAUGCGCUUGCCGAUGCCGAGGCGGUGAUUCUGCUUAAGCGACCAUGGACAAAGGGACACUUCAGAAAAGCCCGGGCCCUUGUUGGACUGAACAGGGUAGAGGAUGCGCGGGACGCACUGGUCGAUGGGUUGCAGUUCGAGCCAGAGGACAAGGAGCUGAACGCCUUCCUCAAGGAGAUUGACGAAAAGCUUGCCCUGGAGGAUUGA